GGUUAUCGCCACUUUAACAGGUUGAUGGUCCUAGAAAAAGGGUAUGCCUAAGAAGUUCAAGGGUGAAAACACCAAGGCAGUAGAGGCACGAAACAGAAAGGCAGCGGUAGAUGCUGAGAAGAACGCUGUAGCUCGGCAAGCUGCUGAAGAGGACGCAUGGCGUGACGAUGAUAAACUUACCAACAAGAAGGCUCAGCGAAAGAACGCCGAAGAAGAAAAGAGAAAAGCUGCGGUAGAAAGGAAGAAACUUGCCGCCCAAUUGUUGGUUGAAGAAGAAGCUGCAAUCGAGGCUGCAUCAAGUGGCAAGACUCCUGCAAAGAAGUUAACUCAAGCAGAACUAUCUUUGAGAAAGGCUGAACAAGAGCGUGAAAAUGAGGAAGCUCAGCAAGAAAAGGAGGAUCCCAUACCAGAGAAUUUAAAUCACGUAAUGACGGAUGUUGAAGUAGCCCAGAGCGUGGAGCAAGCUAUUGAGGCUCUAGACAUUGCGGAUGGUGUUGAUAUGCAUCCAGAGAAACGAGUGAAAGCAGCGUGGAACGCGUUUGAGCAAGGUCGAAUUUCUCAACUGCGAGCGGAAAAUCCUUCCCUGAGGCUGUCACAAGUCAGACAAAUGUUGAGGAAAGAAUGGCAGAAGUCUCCCUUGAAUCCUAUGAACCAGUGACGAUUCUUGUGUUAAUUUGUGAUCUUUAAAAAAAAGUGCCUUGCAAAAUAUUUUUAUUUUGGGAUUUGGUUUUCAGUAGUGUUGAUCUUGUAAUCGUGAUAGAUGAGAGUUAAUAAAUAAGUGGAAAUUAUUUAAAUCUCCUGAUAUGUUUUAAAUAUCUACAUAUUUUAUUCAUUUAGUUAUUCUGAUAUCGUCAACUCCAGGAAAUA
Bolinopsis microptera is the source of this 867-nucleotide messenger RNA. RefSeq names its product coiled-coil domain-containing protein 124-like. The coding region runs from base 44 to 658 and encodes 204 amino acids. Gene Ontology annotation, molecular function: transcription coactivator activity. The record is from RefSeq and is a predicted model, not a curated record. The transcript is spliced from 4 exons. Gene Ontology annotation, biological process: transcription by RNA polymerase II. Lineage: Eukaryota; Metazoa; Ctenophora; Tentaculata; Lobata; Bolinopsidae. Gene Ontology annotation, cellular component: nucleus.